AUGGCGCCGGCGCAGGAAUUCGACGACUUCGGCUUGCCGAUUAGGAAGUUCCCGAGCGAGGAAACAGGAGAAGAGGCGCAGAGUGACUCGACGGGCAAGUCAGAAGAUGCGUCAAAGACUGCAGAGACCAAGGACAUACCCAACGACACUCCGAAAGACGCAAGCCAAAAGCAAGAGGGCGGUGCGAAGGUGUUCACCAAGGAGGGAGAAAUAAUCACUGGAGAGAAUAGCGACAAAGACGUCGAGCCUGUUCCAGCAACGCCCUCGCCAGCGACCAUCUCAAACGAAAAGUCACCCGAGCCGAACGCCAAGGCAGGGUCCGAUGACGGCGCCGCGACUCCUGUGCCUACGCAAACCAAAGAAAACGAGUCCUUGAACAAAAACACAAAAGACGAUGCUGUGACAGAACCUCCAGUCGCGGAUAGUGCCGACACUACCCGAGAGCGGUCCAACACUACUUCAUCGACACAAGCCAUAUCGGGCCCAUCGAUACAAGAUGUGGAAGCUGGAAAGAAAGCUGAAGAGGCAAAAGAAGAAGCCAAGAGAUCUUCCCAAAUCGGUCACAACCGCGAUACGAGCGUUGCUAGCAUGUCAGAGUUCUCCCACCAACAGCUGACAGCCGAGAAGGAGGAGAAGGAUGACGAUGACGACGACGGCUGGCAGGAGAUGCCAGCCUACGCACCUUACGAUAUAUAUGACGACGACAACAGAUUAAUAGCAAGAGAGCACAAUGAUGAGGAGGACGAGAAAUAUGGAUAUGCCGGUCUUGGUGGUGCUGGCAAAGGUUACACGCGAGUGCUCGACGACGAAGACGCUGAAUCUGAAACGAGCAUGGACGACAAUACUCGGUAUCUGUUCAACAAGACUGGUGCUUCCACGAGCAUGGUUGACGACAUAGAUGAGCAACGUGAUGCCGUCUCCCAACUACAAGCUACAAAAGAUCUUCUCACUGAGGGCCAGAGGAUAGCUUAUGUAGGAGUGGUUCGCGUGCAGCUACACGAUAUGCAGACGGAAGCGGAAUUUCCGUUUACAAAGAAGACGAAGAAGGAUGUCCAGACCGCAGCCGAGGCGAUGCGAAUGUGGAGCCAGAAGAUCAUGAUUCGCCUAUACGCGCACAUGGAGAUCAGCUCGGCAGAGCAGGUCAUGAUAGAGCAGUUGGCCACACACGGAGUUAGGCCUGGAGACUUGACACCCUUGUUGAUGCAGAAUGCCACUGUCAAAAACCCCAUGGCAGAGGAGCAAUCAUCAGCACCAGGGACACCAAAGGUAGGGGUCAGGAGCCCGCAGGCUUCCCACCCUGGAACACCGAGACAGGAGCAAUCAGCUACGGCUCCUCCGCCAUACGAAGCGCACGCUCAUGACGGCGAAGAAAUGCCAGAAGUGAAGACCCCGUCGCAGCUCCCAAAUUCGCAAAAGAUUGACAUUGACCUACGAUGGACGGUGCUUUGCGAUCUUUUCUUGGUGCUCAUUGCUGACUCGAUAUAUGAUGCGAGAUCAAGAGUCUUGCUAGAGAGAGUUGCGCAAGCCCUCGAAGUACCGUGGAUAGAUGUCUGCAGAUUCGAGAAAAGAGUGACGGAUGCCCUUGAAAUGCAGCAGGCCGCUGAAAAGGAAAACUGGAACGAAGAAGAGCAUUUGGAGAACCGGAGAAAACUUGCCUUGAAGAAGCGCUACGUCAUGAUGGGCCUCGCGACGGUCGGCGGUGGCCUAGUCAUUGGUCUCUCUGCUGGUCUCCUUGCUCCCCUCAUUGGAGCUGGUCUGGCUGCUGGUUUCACCACGAUUGGUGUAGGUGGUACAAGUUCGUUCCUUGCCGGUGCUGGAGGUGCUGCUAUCAUCACCGCUGGCUCUACUGCUUCGGGAAGUUUCAUGGGUGGCAAGGCCGCUCAUCGCCGAACUGGUGCUGUGAAGACAUUCGAGUACAGACCAUUGCACAACAACAAGCGAGUGAAUCUUAUAGUCACAAUAUCCGGCUGGAUGACGAGCAAGGUUGAUGACGUGCGUCUGCCUUUCAGUACUGUGGACGCGCUCAUGGGUGAUAUAUAUUCAAUUCUGUGGGAGCCCGAGCUGUUGACCAGUAUGGGAGACACAAUUAACAUUCUAGCGACAGAGGCUCUUACUCAAGGACUACAACAAGUGCUGGGCAGCACCAUCCUGAUUAGUUUGAUGGCCGCUCUACAGCUCCCAGUGGUGCUUUCAAAACUGGCCUAUUUGAUCGACAAUCCGUGGGCAGUCUCUCAGGAUCGGGCAUGGGCUGCAGGUCUGAUUUUGGCAGACUCGCUGAUUGAUCGCAACCUCGGCACCAGGCCCAUCACCCUCGUAGGCUACUCCCUUGGUGCUCGAGUAAUUUUUUCCUGUCUGUUGGAAUUGGCACGCAAAGGCGCCUAUGGGCUGGUCCAGAACGUUUACAUGUUUGGUUCACCAGUCGUCUUCAAGACAGAAGAGUAUCUCAAGAUCCGCACUGUUGUCGCAGGCAGAUUCGUCAAUGGCUAUCACAAGAAUGACUGGAUUCUGGGAUACCUCUUCCGGCUGACCAAUGGAGGAAUCCGUCGCGUGGCAGGACUGACAUCAAUUGAGGGUAUACCUGGCAUUGAAAACAUGGAUUGUACCGAGUUUGUCAAGGGACACAUGGACUAUCGACAGGCCAUGCCGAAACUAUUGAGGGAGUGCGGCUGGCUCGUGGAGAGUGACGAGUUUGGUGAAAUCGAAGAUCCCGAUCCGGAACAGCACAGAGAAAGACAACGAGAACUCAUUUCCGAGAUUGAGGAAGCGAGAAGGGAAUUGGAAAAGGAAGGAGAGGGUAAGAAGAAAGGAGCCUUUGCUUUCUUUAGAAAGAAGAAGGCUCAGCGCGCCGACUGGGAGGUCUACGAAGACUCCAAGGGUCACUCGGACACGAAUGGUUCGAAAUCCAGCGACCAAACCGAAAGCAAUCACGGCGUGCUCUUUGAUGUCGAUGCCAUGAGAGCAGAGCUUGCCAAGGAGCAAGCCAACGACGCCAACGACGGGGAUGAGCUGCACGUCAAGGAGUUGAAAUCGACACUGCCGCCAAUGAAGAUCAACGUGCCGCCAAAUGAGAACCCGCGAAAUGGUCUUCGCGAAAUUAAGAGUGACGAUGCUACGACUACGCUGCGCACGGCAGCCUCGCCAAAUCUCACCGUCUCUCAAGAUCGGACGCCGCGGUUAUCCAGCAGCGGUUUCGGCUACCACAGCCCGAAUCCUUCGCAAGCAUACGGGCUAGAUCACGAAGACGACGGCAUCGAGAUGACUUUUGAUGAUGGCGGAUUCGGUGGCUCGUCGUCUGCCGCUCCAGCAAGACCAGAAAUCAAGAGCGCCCAGACAACGCCAAAUUUGGCAAUGCACGACCCUUGGGCAGAUGACGAUGAAGACUUUGGCAAAGAGAAGGAAAUCUCCAUGACAUUCGCGUAG
Pestalotiopsis fici W106-1 is the source of this 3420-nucleotide messenger RNA. RefSeq lists its product as uncharacterized. The transcript has 2 exons. The record is from RefSeq and is a predicted model, not a curated record. NCBI's taxonomy places the organism in Eukaryota, Fungi, Ascomycota, Sordariomycetes, Amphisphaeriales, Sporocadaceae. The coding region runs from base 1 to 3420 and encodes 1139 amino acids.